Heterotrigona itama is the source of this 1433-nucleotide messenger RNA. Lineage: Eukaryota; Metazoa; Arthropoda; Insecta; Hymenoptera; Apidae. The record is from the annotation of a GenBank genome assembly.
AUGGUGAAGAACUGCUUUCUUGUCGCUCUUCUCUUCGUGGCUGUAGCUGCUAUUAUGGCAGUACCAGCGAGUAAGUAGAAGGAAGUUCGUUUAAUUAAAUAAUUCACGUCGUUGCAAUUGUAUAAUUAUCUAAUUUUCACUUGGCUUAUUUUAUUUCUACGUUUUCGAAAUUCGAGUUGUGAAAAUAGGUUUAAUAUUCUUCCAUCAUCAUCAUCAUCACCGUCUUCGCAAUUUCAUGAAAUUUCAAGGAAUUGAAACAUAUGUAAUAUUAUGAUAAGUUGUUGCUCGAUUUCUAAUAGAUAAAUGAAUACUUGGGCAAUAUUUGCCAGUGUGGCAAUUUAAUUAUAAAUUUUAUAAUUUUUCAAUAGAAUUUCAAUUUUCACUGGCUCUAAUUAUAAUUGGCCAGUGGUAGCAGUCGUUGUAAAAUGGAAAUAUUUUUCAAUUUCCUAUUUUUUAAUAUCUUUCAUUCUUCUGAUUUUUAUGAUAUUCCAGAAUUAGCUCCGUUUGAAUUAAUAAUAGUUAGACUGUAGAUAUUCCUGCAAAUUCAUAUUUUUAUGAAUAAAUUUUAUGAAUAGAUUUCUUUAAUGAAGUGAAGCUUAGGUAAAGGAUAGUUUCAUCUAACUAUACUUGAAAUAAAUAUAUAUUUCACGCUCUGACUACUUCUUGUCUGCAUAUAUUUCACAAAUUCUUGAACAUCGGUUUAAUAUUUGCAAAGUAUCUUCAGAAAUUUCGUUCUUCUUAUUUAAUUAAAACUAACAAUUUAGUUGUUUGAUUAAGAAACAUACUCGCCAUUUAGUCAAUGAAGGGUCUACGGAAAAAGUGAAAAUGUUAAUUUUAAUAAAUUUCAAAUUCAUUACUUUUUCAACGCGUCCCUUAUCACUAGCUAAUUUUCGGAAAUUUACACUUAUUUUAAUAUACGAGUAAAUAUAAAGUUACAACGUUAUAUAUAGAAAAAUAAAUUUUCGUUUUCCUGCGAAACGACAUUUUCCUUUUCCUACAGAUAUUUCCUUCGAAUACUAUUUGCUAGAUAUAAUCCUUUUUCCUUCAAAAAUUUCUCUGUGACGGCUGUAUAUAUUCGAGAAAUAACGAAUGAAAUCAGUAAAUAAAAAUGGGAGAACAAAACGGAUUUGUUUAGCUGUUAAAUGCUGCAGCAUCUUUAUCUUUCUCAAUAUCGAAUCGUUGACCCCGAUUAGUUUGGGAAUUACUGCGAUUCGUUAUUAUUAUACGAAGCAGACAGAAUGCUUAAAGACGAUGUUUAAAUUCCAGAAGAGGAACAAGAGUCUCUGGAACAGUAUGGCGCCGAAGUGAUGGCACCCGCUGAUGGACAAGUAAAACUCAGUUGCAAUUUGGGGGAUGGUAUUUGCGCUAUACAUUGUAUCUCCAUAGGCAAAGCUGGAGGCCGCUGCAAGGAUGGAGUUUGCUAUUGUAUCAAG